AUGUCAACGCACUCUCCAGUGAUAGCCCUGUUCGAUCUGGACUGUUUUUACGCUCAAGUUGAACGACGCCGUUUGGGUAUACCGAGUUCCGUCCCCUUUGUGGUCUCCCAAUGGGACAUGGUCUUGGCGGUGGACUAUUCAGCUCGGAAGCUACCCGGAGUCCAGCGCGGAGCCCUGACGUCUAUCGCUGAGAAGGCUGGAGCGAAGAGCGCACAUGUUGAAGUCGUGGAUGUGGUCACCGGCGAGACCUUCCCCGAUGGGCCGCCUCCUGGUGAGCCUCGUGACCGUUACAGAGUCUCUCUGGACCGAUACAGGGAGGCAAGUGAGGAAGUGAUGCGGGCCCUCCGCACAGCUCUGCCCGAGUCGGCCCCUUUGGAGCGUGCCAGUAUUGAUGAGGUCUUCGUUGAUUUGACGUCACUCUGUGAAGAGGAACAAGAAGAACAGAUGCCUGCUGGUAUCAAGUGGGCUGCUGGAGAGGUUGGCAAUUCAGCUCUACAGGAGGGCGCCAUAUGGGCGGAGAGGCUCCGCAAGGAAGUGGAGUCCAUCACCGGCUUCACCAUGUCAGCCGGGGUGGCUAGCAACCGACAGCUUGCGAAGCUUGCAUGCGGUGUUAACAAACCCGACGCUGUCACAGCUCUAAGUGACAAUAAAAUACUGGACUUCAUGGCUGGCGUGAAGGUGAAGUCAUUGCGAGGGGUUGGAAGGGCGACGUUCCACGACAUAGAGAGCCUCCUGCCGUGCCUCACUGGUGACACCAAGUGUGGCGAGAUAUGGCCUGUCCUCGACGAGCUCGACCCCGACCCGGCCAACGCCGAGCUUGUAGCCUGGUUGAAGUUGGCCUCUAGAGGACGAGACCCGGUGGAGAACGCCAAACCAGUAAAGGACUCGGAAUCUCUAAAGGCUGGUAGCGUCAGCGCCUCGAAGAUCUUCCGCCCUUACCUGAAGGAAGCGGCCAAGAUGCAGUUCUGGAUAGAGUCCUUGGCCAAAGACGUCGUCGAUCGCGUGAGAGGCCGAGCGCCGCAGUUCCCGAAGAGCCUUUGUGUGUCUCUCGGUCGAGAGGCAACCGCCACCUACGCCACCAAGAGCCGUCGAUGUCCAAUGCCAGCACUGGAUAAGGUUAUUAUCACCGCCCAGCAAAUGGCCGCACCGUUGAUAGCCUCCUUUGGGAGGGUCGGCAUGAUCACUGUCACUGCGUUGGACCUGCAGGAUCCUCCAGCACAUCAGCCUGGCCACAAUGGUGUUGUUGCCGCGGGGGAUGCGACCAGUGCCUCUGUGGGACAUACUAAGGGAGCAGUUGAUGCCUUCUUCGCGAGCAGUCGGCUGCAUUUCCUUGGGACGUGGCGGAGACGAUUCCGGCAGUUCCUUGAGGAAUGCCAACCGGCCGAGGGGAAGUGGUCGGAAGGAGAGGUCUCUAGCGAGAUCGUCGAGGAGCUCAGUCGAGAGUGCGAGCGGCGGCUGAAGCCGAACUCGAAUAUUGGCAAGCGGUACAUGCUCUGUGACUUCGACAGCUUCUUCGCUUGUGUGGCGCAGUUGCAAGCAACAGGCGUUCCUGAGUCUACCAAGCCAAUGGCUGUUGUCUCUGGUAUGGGUCGAGGAAGCGAGAUAUGCAGCGCUAACUAUGCUGCGAGGAAGUAUGGAGUGUCCGGCAGCAUGUGGCUCGCUGAGGUGAAGGCCUUAUGCCCUGAUCUGGAGAAGGUCCCGGUGACCAGUGAGCUCCUCACCCAGUGCAACACUGCGUGGAAACAAAUGCUUCGGUUGAUGGCCGUCGUGGGCGGAGGGACUUUGGACCGAGUCGUGGCCAAGAGCGUCGACGAGGCCAUCGUUGAUGUAUCUGGUGAAUGCGGUUACUCCGACGAGGCAGCGGUGGCCCAGGCGCUGCAGAAAGCGGUCACUCAGGCUACAGGCCUGCCGUGCUCCGUUGGGGUUGCCGACAGUCAUGUUUUGGCGAAGGUCGCUACCACUCAAGCGAAGCCUCGAGGCAUCAAGGUUCUCAACGACAAGUCCUUCCUUGCUGAUUUGCCGUUGCAUAUGCUUCCGCAGGUGGGCUAUCGAACUUUAGGGAAACUCCAGAAUGAAUUCGGCCUAGCUACGAUAGGCGACCUCUUGGACCCCAACAUCGCGCCUCUCCUAGCAGACUCAUUUGGGGCCAAAACGGCUGAGAGGAUGCUCACUAACGCCCGGGGUGAAGACUACAGGAAUGAUCUGGUCACUGACAUCUCUACUGUGAGCGCUGAUAAGAAUUUCGGCAUUCGCAAUGUGACGCCUGAGUCCGCAAGGCAAUUGGUCCGAGCCCUUGUCGCACAAGUGAUGCCGUUGUUAGAAGGCCUCGUGCCGGAGCGUGUCAUCCUGAGGCUGUACCUCGCCCCCGACGAUUGGGUGGAACCAUUUAAAUUCAUGGGCAUUGGUGCGUGUUAUCAGUGGAGCCGUUCGUGUGCUGUUACUCCUUCAAAGAACGACAUUGCAGCACUCGCGAUAGGACUGCUAGAUGGCGUAGAAGUGCACCGAAUCCGCGGUGCGGGUGUGGCCGUACGCGUUCACCCCAAAGACCAGUCCCAUAAUGCGGCAACUGGUGAUAAGAAUCAACGGACUCUCACGGACUUCCUCGGGAAAAAACCAAAUCCUCCAGUCUCCAAAAAGCGAAGAACAUCUACGAUCGAUGCCGCCACUUCUGCAGCGAUCGCUAGACUGGAAGAGGAGUCGACUAUUCGGUCAUGGCGCGAUGGUCACGCCGACGCCGAAUUAGCGGAGUUUGCACAUCUGGGAUUCGACUAUUGCCAGGAUCCUGAUGUCGAAAAGAGGUUCCAUGAGAUGGUACGCUUGUAUGCACGUUUCGAAUAA
This is a messenger RNA of Perkinsus marinus ATCC 50983, 2838 nucleotides long. Its product is annotated as dna polymerase eta, putative. The record is from RefSeq and is a predicted model, not a curated record. The transcript has 5 exons. Gene Ontology annotation, biological process: error-prone translesion synthesis; response to radiation. NCBI's taxonomy places the organism in Eukaryota, Perkinsozoa, Perkinsida, Perkinsidae. Gene Ontology annotation, molecular function: DNA-directed DNA polymerase activity; damaged DNA binding. Gene Ontology annotation, cellular component: replication fork; site of double-strand break; nucleus. The coding region runs from base 1 to 2838 and encodes 945 amino acids.